AGGUGUAAUAAUGUUUAUGCUCAAUCAAUCAAUCAAGCUCGCAUGAACGUGAGUGACUGUGACCAUGGUUUCGCUGCGUAGAUCGAGCCAAGUUCAACUUGAACUUUGAAGCCUGAAUAUAGUUUUGUUUUGGAGACGUGAAUAAGAAGAACGCGGAAGUCAUAACACCUGCACGAGCAAAUAAGUUUCAUUAUAAAAAUUGACGAUUCAAGAUGCCUUCGAUUUGGGUAACAAAUAUGGAGCCAGGCUGCAACCACAAACCUGCUCUGAAACCAGAGUUUGUGGAUUUCUACACCAAGUUGUUGCAGACCUUCCUCCAUCCUCUUGGGAAAAUAAACGCCAGCAAUGCAAACCCUCUGCAGUUGGCUGCACAUUUGCAAAAGGUUUUUAAUGUCCCAAAUGAGAUCCACGUUGAUAUGAUGCAAGAUGAACUGAGUAAUAAGCCCCCAGCGUGUAUGCUCAAAGUCACAGUGGUUGAGGCAAGGGACAUUCUUGGCAUGGAUGCAAAUGGAAUGAGUGAUCCCUACUGCCUCCUGACCGUAUGCAAGGAUGAGCACCACCACUCCCCAUCCCAUGAGAAGCACCCCCACCUCACCCACUGGAACUCCUUCCCAGAUGACCCCACGUGCCCUGCCCCCACGCCCCCAGUCCCCGGCUCCGAGAAGGUCUCCCGGAGGAACUCGGACGGCAGACGGAGCUUCAAGAAAGGAGGGAGGAAGAAAUCGGACGACGCCACGUCCAACUCUGUCGCCCACCAGUUCCAAAAGCAGAGAUCGGACACUCUAACGGUGACCAGCAGGCUGCACAAGCGCAAGAAUUCUGCGGACGGGAGCGGCAUUGCGUCACCUAGGUCUCCCGUACACAGCCAGUCAAUGGAGGCAGAGUGCGUCUUCAAGACAACCUGUCAGAAGGCCACGCUGCAUCCCGUGUGGAACGAAAGCUUUGACAUCCCGAUAUCAUCAAUACGAGACACGGAGCUGACUCUGACUAUGUGGGACAUGGACGAGGAGACCAAUCUCUGGCAGGCCUGGAAAAGUGUGGAGUCGGACCACAAAAUGGCAGGCAUUAAAAAUCUGUUUCGCCACAUCAAGCAUGGUAUCAACAAGAACACAGACGACUUCUUAGGCCAGGUCGUUAUUUCGCUAACCGACCUCCCAGCAGCAACCCGCGUGGAUCAGUGGUACACACUGCAGAUCAACUCUAAGGGAUCGGGACCGAGCCACGGGGGGAAGUGCCACAUGCGACUACAGUUUGUCCGGGAGGAGGAUUACUGCAAGGCAGGAAACUCCUCCAUGCUGACAUUCUAUCAUCAGUUGGCUUCAAACGUCUACAGAUACGAAGGCCAAAAAUAUAUCAGCGAAGCCAAAGGUCCCUGGGAUGGUAAGCUGCCUGACAUCAGCCGACACCUGCUGAACUGCUUCGCCAUACAACAGGGCAUCUCCAAACUCUCACAAACACUCAUAAAUCUCUCGUCCCUGUUGGAGUUUCACCACCACCAGAGCUCCCCGGCCUAUGACUUUCUGUCCUUCACAAGGCUGUCCAUCAACAGUUUAGGGAGAGACGAGGUGGACUCGGUGUCCGUCAACAGCCUGCCGGAGUCACUGGACAACAUCCAGAGGGCCGGGGAGGAGAAAGGACAGAAGGACGUCAAUAGCAAACCGGGAGAAGAAAAGGGCAAAGAAGAUUCCGAUGCCUCUUUGAUGGACCGUGCCCUACGUGAGGCCAUGUUCCACGUCCAUGCUGAAAUGAUUGCAGAAACCACCUUCUCCAUCUACAGCAACGAGGCCAAGGACGUCACUCAGAUCUACGCUGAGAACCCACAGUUUCUCUCAUACGAGCUUGAGGUGACGGAGUCAUCGAUAUCCACCUACAUUGACUACUGUAUGUCUCCUGUGGUGGACUGCCCGGCCCUCUUCCCUCCCUCCAACGUACAAGUCUUGGACAUUCUCAAGUCAAAAUGCAGAUUAAACAACAUCUCCAGCCUGCUACAGAUGAAGGUAUGGAAGGAUCGCAACUCAAUCCCCCACCAGCGAGUCCGUAAACUCUUGGAAGGGGCCAUAGAAUCCGACACGCGGAGGUGGCUCAGUAACAAGCUGGAAGAGCUACCCCAACCUGAGGGAUCACUGAAGCCAGCUGAUUUGCUGAAGUUGUUGGAUAGACUCGGGGAGGGGAUGGGCGACAUGAUGGCUGUACUCAGGCCAACCAAGGAAUACCAAAACUUCUUUAUGAGGUUCACCGUCGACUACAAUAAAGUAGUUGCCGGUGAGACGGAUCGUAUGAUCUCAGCCAGUCUGCGAGAUGUUCUGAACCAGCUCAACCAGUACCAGGUCCGCUAUCAGAAGUUUCCCGAAAACAUCGCCGAAUCCAGCAAGGCCAGCCUCAAGCUGUACAUGACUGUUAAGAAGAUGUACUCGGUGUUGAAAGCUAACAACCAUACAUGUGACGGUCUUGAGAUGACCAACUACCACACCUGGUUCCAGGAGGGCCUCAUCUUCUGGUUGGUCACCUUCAAGUACGAGACGUUUGACCGCGUCCGCAGAGCUCUGGAGAUGGAUAAGGAUGUUGCGCUGGUCCAUAGCGUGGUCAAGUACUCCAACUCGGCCGUCGAUGCCCAGUCCUGUUUUGCAAAGGUAACGGAGGAAUGGCAAAAGAUAGGCUUCGAAGGAGUAGACAGUCGGUGUAUGGCCAUCACCAAAAUUACAGAUCUGAUUUGUGAAGGUGCCAAGUUGUACGCCGCCUCGAUUCACAAGAAGUUGGAGGAAAACGGCUUCUAUCGCAGCAACAGUGGACAGUUUGACAUCAAAGACAAGCUGUGCAUCACCCUGAACAACAUCGAGCACGUCCGCGCCUACCUGGACAACCUCCCCGUCCUCUUGGACUGGGAGCAGACCGUCAACAGCCUGGCCAGCCACCACGACAACCUGGCGGCCGGCAAGCUGACCUACAGCACCCUGCAGCGGAUGACCACCAAGGCUAGCAGGGACAUCAUCAACAUGUCCGGCCUGCUGGAGAGGAAGAUUGCCGACAAGAUGUGCCAGGAGGUCAUCAAGGUCUUGGGGAAGGUGGUCAACCCUAGAGGGGAUGGUGGGGCCAAAGAGGAGCAUCUGGACGAGUUCUUCACAUACAUUGACCACAACCUGGAGACUCUGUACAAGCAACUGAUGCAACAGAUCUUCCCUCGCAUCGUUGAGGAGGUCUGGAAUGCCCUCUUGAGAGGGAUCAUCUCCCUUAUGCAAAUCGGCAAACAGCCUCAGUACUAUCAGGAGCUCAGAGAGAGUCUGGAAGCCCUAGAGAGCUACUUCCAGCGUCCGGGGCUGGCGUUGGACUCAGCCAAGAUCCAGGGCUACCAAUACUCCUUCCUCCUGAGCCAGCUGGACCUGAACUCCCUGAGCACCCAUGACCUGAUGCUGAGAUACUACAAGGAGAUGGCUACGGAUAUGGCCACGCCCGGGGAGUACUUUGGGCAUCUUGGCAUCAGGAUGGCGUGCAAGGAGGAGACGGGAGGCGAGAAGACAAUCCUCAUCAAAGUGUGCAAUGCAGUGGAUCUACCAGGCAUGGACAGGAGCGGCACCAGCGAUCCUUUUAUCAUCGUGGAGAUCCUACCAGAGACAGCCUUCGACAAGCCCCUGGUCCAACAGACCAGACAUGUACAGCACAACCUCAACCCUGUGUUUGAUGAAACAUUCCAAAUUCCCUCUGUCCCUCUGGAGCUGAUUGAGGCCGGCGGCGUCAUCAGCCUGACGGUCAUGGACUACGACGUUCUCUGGAGCAACGACUUCAUUGGAGAGGCCUUCAUUCCACUCCAGCAGGCUCGGCCAAUCAGCAUGAACCAAUCGGUGGACCACUGCCCGGUCAUCAUGAUGCCAGUGAAGCGCCCUCACGCUGCCAGCGGCGGUGCAUUCGAUAUCCUGAAAAACCGCUCCAAAUGGGACAAAAUCGCCCGUGCGUUUCACACGCGGCGACUGAAGGCGAUCGAGAACCAGAAACCAAGGACAGACAAGGGUACCAGCGGGCCGCCGUUGACCAAUGCGAGACUGGCUCCCUUCCUGAGGCAAACUUUAGUGAGACUCCAUAGUUACAUGUACAGUGUCCCAGCACUAACUACAGACAAGAGUUGAGUUCCAUAGAUCAGCUCAUUAGAGAGAGGAGCGUGGUGCCAGUUUUCAUAUAAAGUUUGCUUGGUGUCAUACACUCCAUAGGUUCCAUUUGGUGCUUAGUAAAUCUGCUUUGCUUAAUACCAAGCACGGUUUGCUUGCCGUUGGGAUACAUUACACCAUGAACUGUUUGUGAAGUUUGAUUACUAGUGUUCCUGUGCUCAACUACCCAGCAUGGGCGUCGC
Molecule: messenger RNA, 4339 nt
Organism: Patiria miniata (bat star)
Lineage: Eukaryota; Metazoa; Echinodermata; Asteroidea; Valvatida; Asterinidae
Product: protein unc-13 homolog D-like
Exons: 26
Coding region: 213-4118 (1301 amino acids)
Source: RefSeq, a predicted model, not a curated record